CGGCGAUCGGGCGUUUGGUUGGUUCACUGUUGAAUUCGACCAUGCUCCGCCAUGUCCAGCGCGCCGUGCGCGGUCCAGCCUUUUCCAAGCGCUCGAUCACGAGCCACGGUUUCAAGAAUGCCGAUGGCCACUCCUUCUCCAUGGCCAAGAUUGUCGGCACGAUCGGACCUGUCUCCGAGGACGCCCACACGACGCAACUCCUUGUAAACGCUGGGUUGAAGAUUGCCCGCAUUAACUUUUCCCACGCCACGUACGAAGAAGCCGAACUCCGCACGGUGAACCUCCGUGCGGCUCGUGGCGUGCACGGCGCCCACGGCAGUGAAUUCAACCUCCGCUCCGUCCUCUUGGACACGCAAGGGCCUGAAAUCCGAGGCGGUAGCUUCGCCGAUGGCAACAAAGUUACGCUGACCAAGGGCGACCAGAUCACGCUCACCACGGACGAGCGCUUCAAAAAGAGCAGCACCAAGGAACUGCUGUACGUCACGUACGCCAAGUUGGCCGAGACCGUGUCGCCAGGCAGCACCGUCUUGCUCGACGACGGUUUGAUCUCGCUCACGGUCGAGUCCAUCGAGAACGGCCAGGUCCAUUGCCGCGUUGAAAACACCGAAACGUUGGGCAACCGCAAGGGCGUGAACCUUCCUGGCCUCGUGGUCGACUUGCCCGCGUUGACGGACAAGGACAAGGCGGAUGUUGAGUUCGGCAUCAAGCACGACAUGGACUUUGUCGCGGUUUCGUUUGUCCGAUCCGCCGCCGACAUCCACGCCGUCCAGGAAUUUGUAAAAGCCACGAUGAUCAAGUACUGGCCUGCCGACCACCCGUCGCCCAAGCUCAUUGCGAAGAUCGAAAACCAUCAAGGCGUGUCCAACUUUGAUGAGAUCUUGGAUGUGGCAGAUGGCAUCAUGGUGGCUCGCGGCGACUUGGGCGUUGAAAUCCCACUCGCUGAAGUGUUCACGUGCCAGAAGAUGAUGGUGUCCAAGGCCAACGCCGUCGGUAAGCCCGUCAUUGUCGCGACGCAAAUGCUCGACAGCAUGAUCCGAAACCCUCGCCCAACUCGCUCGGAGAUUUUGGACGUCGGAAACGCCGUGUUGGACGGUGCCGACUGCGUCAUGCUGAGUGGGGAAGUGGCCCAAGGCAAAUACCCCGUCGAGUCGGUGUCAACGAUGCUUGCAAUUAUCAAGGAGGGUGAAAAUUUCAUGUCCCGCUUCCCAAUUUCUCCGCCCGUCGUGACGGGCCGCGACUCACUCGCCUCAGCCGCUGUCAACGUCGCCUACGAACUCAAGGCCAAACUUAUUGUGGCGCUCACUAAGGACGGCACCCUCGCUCGCGACGUCGCCAAGUACAAGCCCAGCGUUCCUGUCAUGAGCUAUACACCAAGCCGGAAGGUUGGGCGCCAACUGCAAUUGCACCGCGGUCUCUACCCUGUCGUUUCUGAAUCCAUGACACUGGAGGAAGCGCUCGAAGAUGCCGUCAAGAUGGGCUGGACCAAGAAGGGCGACAAGGUCGUCGUGCUCUCCAACGAUGACGAAGAGACCCCUCAGCAAUUCAUCAUGCGGAUAGAGACAGUGGCUUAGAGGGGGGUGCCGGCGAUUGCGGUGGCCACUUGUAACCUAUCUGGCAUGGGCCAUCCCAUGCUCGACAUCGAAAUAAAAAUUGACAGUUACAGUAUGGGUCCAGCUACUACUAGUAAUACUAUGCAGUGAAGUAGUGCCAA
Molecule: messenger RNA, 1711 nt
Organism: Aphanomyces invadans
Lineage: Eukaryota; Oomycota; Saprolegniomycetes; Saprolegniales; Verrucalvaceae
Product: pyruvate kinase
Exons: 8
Coding region: 42-1571 (509 amino acids)
Biological process (GO): glycolytic process
Cellular component (GO): cytoplasm
Molecular function (GO): pyruvate kinase activity; potassium ion binding; magnesium ion binding
Source: RefSeq, a predicted model, not a curated record